Cyprinus carpio (common carp) is the source of this 1798-nucleotide messenger RNA. RefSeq lists its product as uncharacterized. Gene Ontology annotation, cellular component: membrane. The record is from RefSeq and is a predicted model, not a curated record. NCBI's taxonomy places the organism in Eukaryota, Metazoa, Chordata, Actinopteri, Cypriniformes, Cyprinidae.
ACUACCUUAACUGACAAGGUAUAUGACACCCGAGUACAGCAAUACAAACACACAUCUCUGCAGAGCAGGCAGUUACAACCAAAAUCCAAUCAUCAGAAGAAUGGACCCUAGCCAGUCUUUCAAUCAGGCUCCAGGGGCCUGCAAUUCAUCUGAGAAAUCAGUGAUGUUGCAGCCAGCUGCAGCACCACCAGCAUACCAGGACAAUCCUGCUGGAUAUCCUCCAAGCCAGCCGGUCCCCCAGGGCCCCUACGCCCAGGGGCCAUAUUCAGGACAAACUGUAGUUGCUGUACAGCCUGCAGUUUUUGUGACUGCCACUCCACUGGCCAAUCCAGCACCAGACUACAUGGGUUACUCCAUCUUCACCAUGCUGUGCUGCUGUUUUCCUCUGGGCAUUGUUGCGCUGGUUUACUCCUGCUCUACUCGAGAUGCCAACUUCUCAGGACGGCGAGAAUUAGCAGAGAAGAACUCAAAUACAGCGCGCACCCUGAAUCAUGUCGCUGUUGCACUUGGCCUCAUUAUCAUUGUAGGCUAUAUUAUCUAUUACUCUAUGUUGAUUAACAAUGUGAAUCAGCAUCUUUAACUGUUACAGCUGUCAUGGUUGGAUGCAGAUUAUACAAUCAAAUUAAAUUUUAUCUUCAUUUUAAAUGUUAUUUGCUAAAUGUGUCACAUUUAACACAGUUAAAACAUGCUGCAAAGGAUGAUUAUUGGAUGUUUAAAACAAUAAAAGCUGGUCAAACUAAAAAAAAAUAUGUUUAUUAGAAUUGCAGUAAGUACAAACAGAGAUAUAUUCCUUGUGCAUGAGCCUCAUUUUAGCAAACUGUAAGACUAACCCAUAGACCCAAGUUAACACAUGAAACAGUGUGUCUGAAAGUUAACAACUACCUGCUACCUAAAUUAAAAACUUUGUCUUUCUCUUUAUUUAUUCCUACCCUUUCUAGCUUGUACUUAUUUGAACAAUGCCUAAAACUUGGUAUUACCAGCACUUCCUGUGUCUGUUUGCCUCUUUAAGAAGAAUCACUUUAUGUAUUCUCCAAUUGUAAGUCGCUUCGGAAAAAAAACAUUUGCAAAAUUACUAUAUGUAUACUUUACAAGAAAUGCAUUUUGUCAGAAAAGCACAUCAACCAAAAUUACCACAAUGACAGUUGGUUCCCAGUGGUCAAAAAACUUCAGCAGAAGUGAAAGUGUUUUUAUUGCUCAAUAAUGGGUCGAUAAUUGCUCAGUAAUAAUUUUAUCUCAAAAUAAGACUUAGGAAUAAUUUUUGAUCAGACAUUUAAUAUAUACUAGUGAAUUCUAAACAGUAGAGAGCUGUCAUUCUUGUUUGGUAAAGACAUGUACCAAACAUGACCACCUUCUUGAUCACGGUGUCUCCCCUGCCAGGUAAGUAUUUUGAAAAAGUGACCUAUAUUGAGAAAUGUGUCCCAGAGAAUGUAAAUAAAAACUGUAAUUGAAGGGGAGAAAGAUCCCAUGAAAAACACACAGGAAUCAUGAAAUCAUCCCCAUCUGUGUCCUAAGAUUUCAUUAUCCUGAGCUUAUCAUGUUACAUGCUGAUUUCAUCAGGUGGUGCCUGCAGUGAAUCUUGAGAAGUUACAGUAAAGUCAAUCUAUGAUAAAAAAAAGAUUGGCUCUCCUCCCCUUAAAAACAGAAAGCAUCUGCUAAAUUCAGAAAUGUAGAUGUGGGAACAUACAAAUGAUGUUUAUGAAUGUUCAAAUGUUUGAAAUAUUGUUUUGGUCUCAAAAAAUAUGGGGUUUCAUUCUUCUCAGUGUUUAAACGGAAGUGAAAAUGUAAGUUAAAAAAAAAA